Molecule: messenger RNA, 1308 nt
Organism: Chironomus riparius
Lineage: Eukaryota; Metazoa; Arthropoda; Insecta; Diptera; Chironomidae
Source: the annotation of a GenBank genome assembly
AUGAGUUUAAGUAGUCUGAGAAUAUGCUCGUCAAUACAGUUUUGUCGACAAAGUUUGAUCACUUCGUCAUCAAGGGAAUUAUACAAACUCACAAAAAAUAUACGGCACAUAUCAACAAUUGUUGAGAGCAGAACAACAGUGUUUCGUGGAUUGUCGAAUGAUAUUGUAAUCGCUCAAGUAAGAAAUCUACACAUUUCAUCAGUAAACAGAAUGGCACAAAUAAGUGAAGAAAAGAUCGGACUUGUCCCAAUUGAGGAAACUCGUAGAUUUAUGACUGACUGCUUUUUAAAGUCAAAAUGUAGUCCAGAAAAUGCAAAGGCAAUGGCAGAUUUACUUGCUGAGGCAGAUUACCGCGGACACUUUAGUCAUGGAAUGAAUCGCUUGGAAAUGUACAUCAAUGACUUACACAAGAACUCAACUGAUGGAAAUGUAAUACCAGAAGUCCUCAAAGAAUCACCUGCGACUGCAUGGGUCGACGGUAAAAAUGGUUUGGGUGCUGUCGUUGGAAACUUUUGCAUGGAUCUUGCUAUCAAGAAGGCAAAGGAAGUUGGGGUUGGCGUCGUAACAGCAAGAAGAUCUAAUCAUUACGGAAUUGCUGGUUGGUAUACAAUGCGUGCUAUGCAUGAAGGAUUAAUUGGAAUGAGUGGCACAAAUACUUCUCCAUUGAUGACACCCACACGUUCUAUGGAAGCAGGAUUAGGAACAAAUCCAUUGUCAUUUGCUGCUCCAGCUGAUAAUGGCGAUUCAUUUGUACUUGACAUGGCCACAACUGCAGUUGCUGUUGGCAAAAUUGAAAUCCAAAGACGAAAAGGCGAGCCAAUCCCUCACGGUUGGGCUCAUGAUUCAAAAGGAAAUUUGACAACAGAUGCCGGUGUUGCAUUUGAGAGUGCAUGUUUAGCUCCACUUGGUGGCAGUGAAAUCACAUCUGGUUAUAAAGGAUAUGGAUUGGGAGCUAUGAUCGAGGUUUUAUGUGGCAUUUUAAGUGGUUCACUUUUCUCAAAUAAAGUAAGAAAAUGGACACAUUUUGGAUCUGAUGCUGAAGCUGAUCUUGGACAAUUCUUCAUUGCCAUUGACCCAAGUUGCUUUGCUCCUGGAUUUACAGGACGAUUGAGUGAGAUGAAUGACAUUUUGAGAAAUUUGACACCCGUCGAUCCUGAAAAGCCUGUUUUGUUAGCUGGUGAUCCUGAAAAGAAUCAUAUGAAGAAAGUAGACUCCGACGGUGGAGUUCGCUACACCCCGAAUCAAAUUCAAACAUGCACUAAUCUAUCUCAAAGACUUGAUGUUUCACCUAUCAAAUUUAUCAAUUAA